Molecule: messenger RNA, 3016 nt
Organism: Magnolia sinica
Lineage: Eukaryota; Viridiplantae; Streptophyta; Magnoliopsida; Magnoliales; Magnoliaceae
Product: U-box domain-containing protein 15
Exons: 4
Coding region: 604-2508 (634 amino acids)
Biological process (GO): protein ubiquitination; cell surface receptor signaling pathway
Cellular component (GO): nucleus; cytoplasm
Molecular function (GO): protein binding; ubiquitin-protein transferase activity
Source: RefSeq, a predicted model, not a curated record
UUUCCACGUAUGUCGGUGAUGUAUAUUAUACACUAGGCAAUCCGAAUCCCCUUAGGCGACACAUCACACGGACAUGUCAGAUGACGGUAAUGCAUGACGUGGUCCCGCGACGGAUCACAUCCAAUGGUGGCCCACCAAGAUCAACGGCCCUAAAUAAUACAGUCCAGCUAAUCAAAGAGUUCACAACCGCUUUAAAGGUCUCAAACGGAUUCCAGCUGUUACUUGUGUUCCCGAGAGCACUUUACCUUUAUCGCACCUCUCACUUCUGUCGAAACCGCGUUUGUCGGCCCGCCCGUUGUUAUAACCGUUUUUCAAAAACCUCCCAACGGAAAACCCGCGAAAUUCAUUCCCCUUCCAUCCCCUGCAACCGAAAAACCUGCGAAAGAAAUCGCACUCUCACGAAACAACAAAAAUACCAAAAAAAAAAAAAUUUAAAAUUAAAAAAAAAAAAAAAAAAAAAAAUCCCCCUUUUUUCUGAUGCAUGAAAUUCUUAGGAUUUUGGGUUCUUCCCCUUUCAACCUCUCCUCCGAAGAAAUGCCAUUUCCCAUUCUCUCCCUCUGAAAAUCCAAAAAUACCAAUCUAGUCCUUUCACAUCCAAGAGAGAUGGAGGGAGAGGGAGGAGGAGAGCCAGUGGAUAAGGUUGGGAUGGCCCAAGAAGAGAGCAAUGUGAUUCAGGGGCUGAUCGAUGUGAUUGAGGCCGUUGGAUCAUUUGCGGAUUUCCGACGGACCCAGAGGAAGGAGUGUUCCAAUCUGGUGAGAAGGAUGAAUCUGUUGGCGCCGAUGUUGGAAGAGGUGAGGGAGUUCGAAGGGCAGCUGCCUCCAGAGGCUGAGAAGUGUCUGGAUGAUCUGAAGAAGGUCUUCGUGUUGUCCAAGAAGCUUUUGAUUACUUGUCAUGAGGGGAGCAAGAUUUAUCUGGCAUUGGAGAGUGAAGCGGUGAUGGGUAGAUUCCAUGCUGUUUAUGAAAAAAUGAGUCAGGCUUUGGAUUGUAUGCCUUACAAUGAGAUUGGGAUCUCUGAUGAAGUGAGAGAGCAAGUUGAGCUAAUGCAUGAGCAACUCAAAAGAGCGAAGCGGCGAGCGGAUACUCAAGAUAUAGAGCUUGCAAUGGAUAUGAUGGUUGUAUUUUCUAAAAAAGAUGAUCGAAAUGCAGACACCGCCAUACUGGAACGGUUAGCGAAGAAGCUAGAGCUGCAUACUAUCCCAGAGUUGCGAGAUGAAACACUAGCUGUAAGAAAACUCAUCAAAGAAAGGGGCAGACAGAAUGUUGAAACCACCCAACAGAUCAUAGACCUCCUGAACAAAUUCAAACAGAUUGCUGGGAUUGACGAGACAAACAAGCUAGAUGAUGUUACUUGGCAGAAAUGUUUUAAUAAGUGCCCAUCUUUGGUGAUCCCAAAUGAUUUCCUUUGUCCAAUCUCACUGGAACUCAUGACGGAUCCUGUUAUCAUCGCGACCGGUCAGACAUACGAAAGAUCGAGCAUACAGAAGUGGCUGGAUUCCAAUCACCGGACCUGUCCAAACACUCGACAGAUAUUGUCCCAUCUCUCGCUAGCACCAAACUAUGCCCUCCGCAACUUAAUUUUGCAGUGGUGUGAGAAGAACAAUGUCGAAUUGCCGAAAAAGGACAGUUGUGCCAGCUCAGACGACUCUGAACACAAAGAGGAGAUUUCUACAUUGGUUGCAAACCUGUCAUCAGGUCAGCUCGAUGUGCAGCAAAUGGCAGUCAAGAAAAUCCGUCUGCUUUCCAAAGAAAAUACUGAUAAUAGGAUCGCCAUUGCUAGUUGUGGUGCAAUUCCACCUCUGGUCCACCUGCUGUCCUACCCAGAUUCCAAGAUCCAAGAACACACAGUAACCGCUCUGUUAAAUCUAUCGAUUGAUGAAGGAAACAAGAGACCGAUUGCCAAAGAAGGAGCCAUUCCCGCUAUAAUCGAAGUUUUGAAAAAUGGAACUAUCGAGGCCAGAGAGAACUCUGCUGCGGCGUUAUUCAGUCUAUCUAUGCUUGAUGAGAACAAAGUGAUGGUGGGGUCCUUGAAUGGAAUCCCACCAUUGGUUGAUCUCUUAAAUAAUGGGACCAUCAGAGGUAAGAAGGAUGCAGCGACUGCCCUCUUUAACUUAUCUCUCAACAAUGCAAACAAGGCCAGAGCGAUCGAGGCCGGCAUUGUCCCACCUCUACUCCAACUGCUUGGUGAUAAGCAAUUAGGUAUGAUCGACGAGGCUCUAUCAAUUUUGCUUCUUCUCGCAUCGCAUCCUGAAGGACGCAACUCGCUAGGACAGCUGUCGCUCAUUGAAGUGCUCGUGAAUUUCAUCAAAGAUGGGACGCCCAAGAACAAGGAGUGUGCGCUUUCCGUUCUGCUCGAGUUGGGAUUGAGUAAUUCAUCUUUCAUAUUGGUUGCACUCCAGUUCGGUGUCUAUGAUCAUUUGGUUGAUGUGGCGAAGAGCGGAACUAGUAGAGCUCGAAGGAAGGCUAGCUCCCUCCUGCAGCAUAUGAGCAACUGCGAGCAGGUUCCAUGAAAUUCGAAGUAUUAGAUCUCCGGGUUUUCUACACCUGCACUCCACAGGCACCUCUACACGGGGGAUCUGAAUCGUGGAUCAGGUGGGCCCAACAUGUUGAUGACAUGGUGAAAUCAGGCCAGUUAACUGAUCAUAUUUGAGCCAGCAUUCGACAUUUAACAUACACAUGCAGCCUACCUGAUGAGUGGAAUGUCCUGAUCUUUGGGCUAUCUCAGCUAUGCAGUGGGGCCCACCGCCCACCUAAUGUAUGUGUUGAGAUGCCGCACAGGUGUGGGGGUGAGUGUGAGCUUAGCAGAACUUCAGACUGUCAGAUUGUUAUGGUAUUCAUUCAACCAGAUAGUCAGAAUAUACACUGAAAUUCUCAAUGUGUGAUUCUCUUAAGUGAUUUUCCUACCUCCUACUCUGUAGCUUCAUGCUAUAUAAUGUAUUGGAUGAAAAUAUCUGGUGUAAACCCAAUCCCUGACUUCUUAAUAGUGAUUUUUAAUAGUGGCAUAGUUCUUGAAUUCUA